This is a messenger RNA of Thlaspi arvense, 705 nucleotides long. Lineage: Eukaryota; Viridiplantae; Streptophyta; Magnoliopsida; Brassicales; Brassicaceae. The record is from the annotation of a GenBank genome assembly.
AUGUCAAUCCCGCCGUCUUCAGCUUCUUCUUCAUCAUCUUCAGCGUCCCAGUUCACGCACACAGCAAAUUCGUACUAUUCCGCGCCUUACCAGCCUCCACAGCCCUACGUGGCGCCAUCGCCUGCUCCAGCGCCGCCGGUGGUACCCGUUCCCGGAGUCUCGGUUUAUCCGCAGCCUGCUGGCCCGGUUCCCGCCGUUUACGCUUACCCUCAGUACCAGCAGGCGCAUCAAUUGUUCCAGAGAGAUGCACAGACCAUCACACCAGAAGCCCUUGAGAACGUGAAAGCCGCUUUGGCAAGUAGUGAAACCGAACACAAGGCGGAAACUAAAAAGAGAGCCAUCCCUCGUAAAGCUGCUGGACAGUCUUGGGAAGAUCCUACUCUUUCAGAGUGGCCAGAAAAUGACUAUCGCCUGUUCUGUGGUGAUCUUGGGAAUGAAGUGAAUGAUGAUGUUCUUUCCAAGGCAUUUGCUCGAUUCCCAACCUUCAAUAUGGCCAAGGUCAUCAGAGAUAAGCGGACUGGUAAAACCAAGGGUUAUGGGUUUGUGAGUUUCUCAAAUCCUGCGGAUCUAGCUGCAGCCCUAAAAGAAAUGAAUGGUAAGUAUGUUGGAAACCGUCCAAUAAAACUAAGAAAGAGCAGCUGGAAAGAGAGAACAGACCAGGAGGCUGCAGAAAGACAAAAGGCAAGUGUCUUGGAUCUGUUUUGA